AUGAGUGCCCAAUCUCGCCAAGAAACAACAAGGCAAGCUGGAAGGCCCAGCAUUCUGGAAGGCGAGGCCGCAGGACCAACGUAUGGAGCCGCUGGAGAUGGAGGAGAAGGUGGGAAUCGUCAGUCUGCUAUGCCGAAUGGUGUCCCUUUGAGACUUCAGAAUGCUGGGGUCAGAUCUAGGGAUUCUGGUGAUAUUGUUGAGCGAGCAGCUGCAACUCAAGUGGAUGCUUCGCAGACCGGACCGGGCGCGACGACGACACGCGGUGCGGGCGAGGCAGUUCAACAGCGAGCUCAUGAGUCAGUGGUGCGAAGGGAGCUCUUCCAUGUGCAACAUGCCGAGCCUGCCUAUGACGAGGGUGGCUCUGAGGUGAUUCAGCGAAGAGUGGUUGGACCCGUAAUGGAGCAAGUCCAAACAGCUGGAAGGCCGACAACUCCGACGGCACCACUGAUGAGCCAAGAGAUGAGGAGACAGGCGGAGGAGUCCUCCAAUGGAUCGAUUUCACAGGAGGUUGUCAUGGAAGAGGUCAAAAGACAAGUCAAGGCCGCUUUGGAUGAGAGGGAGUCAGAGAUGAAGCGGCUUCAUGAUGAGAACCAAGAGCUACGACAAGUGGUUAUGGCCUUGGCAGACAGAGAGCUGGGUGUUGAGGGCGGUGGACAAAGCAGUGGGGCUUUGAUGGAUGGAGACAUGGGUCUUCGAGGCAGCGAACCGAGAGGAAAUCCU
Messenger RNA from Symbiodinium necroappetens, 720 nucleotides. Lineage: Eukaryota; Dinophyceae; Suessiales; Symbiodiniaceae. The record is from the annotation of a GenBank genome assembly.